AUGAAUAUAGGAUAAAUAUAUUCUUUCAUUUCCUAAUAGGUUAUGUUUGUAUGGCUAUUGGUGUUCAUUACUCCACUUUACAUAUUUAUGGCCAGCAUUCUGGCUAAAGGAAUUCACAUCUUAUACAACAUGGCAACAAACAAACAAUCAUUAAUUAACAAUUAUUUGGGUGAUAUAACUUGGCUUUUCCCAUUCAAAUAAAAUGAGCAAGAAUUCAAAUUGAUUCAUACUUUGUUCCUUGCAGUAUUGAUUGCAGUUGCUUCUCUAAUUGUCCUUGGUGGUUUAAUGCUGCUUAACUUUAUGGAGUAGUCCAAAUAGUACGAAGAAAAUAGAGAAGAUAAAUAAUAAAAGAAAAUGAAAGCAGAAAGCAAAUGA
Molecule: messenger RNA, 375 nt
Organism: Paramecium tetraurelia
Lineage: Eukaryota; Ciliophora; Oligohymenophorea; Peniculida; Parameciidae
Exons: 2
Source: RefSeq, a predicted model, not a curated record